CUCUACGAUUUGGGAAUGGUUUUGUUGGGGGGAAGAGGCGUGUGGAAUAAAUGGGGCGGCAGUUGCUGACCAGCUUUUUUGUAGGGCGUUCACGCAGCUCGCGGCAGACAGGCAGUUUGCGCAUCUUGGGCUGAUGCUGCUGGGGGUUCUCGCGCAGGUGGACCGGGCCGCCGCGCCGUUUGCGCCGGCUGCUCGCGAGACGUCAGCGGCCCAGCAGCAACAAGAGGCGGCGGCGGCGGCGGCGAUGACGACGGCGAGGGCGACGGCGACGGGUGCGCGCUCCGGCGGGUCGGGUGGCGCCGUCGCCGUCGCCGUCGAGACCAAUCGGAAUGGCAACGCGGAGACAGACACAGCAAUGGACGUGGACGUGGGAGUUGCCGUGUCGAGGGAAGAGGUCAUGGCCUCGAUCGAGCGCGACGCGGGCCCCAGAACCUCGACAUCAACACCAACUCCCCGAUUAACUUCGGGUUCAGACCAUACGGAUCCGGCGGGGAAAGCCCACCCGCGAUCCGCUUCCCUGCCCAUUAAUACGCUGCCAACGCACCGGAUUUCUCACUCCAGCGAGACCCCGACAGCGAAGACCGAACCAGCGAGCAAAGAAAGCAGCACCAACCCAGACCCGGCAGCAAUCAAGCCAAAGAAGAAAAAGGCCGGGAAAGGUGACGAGUUUGACGACAUCUUUGGCGGACUCGAUAGCAACAGUAAAAAGCCAAAGAAGAAGAAACGGAAAAAGGGGGAUGAGUUUGAUGAUAUCUUCAGUGGCUUGUAAUAAUCGAACGGCAAAUCCCUCUUCUCAGGCCUGGCCUGGGUACUUCAUCCGUGAAAGCCAACGGGCUGCUUAGUGGAGGCCACUUUAAUGCGACGCCUUUGUUUUUCUCUUUCUCUGAGAGUAAGGAGGAAUACAAAGGGGGAUGAGAAGGGACAUGGAUGGUUAGACAGAGAGCCUUCACGAAGUAGAGUCUUGUCGAGAAGCCGGCCGCUUUCUUAGCGACUGGAGCAUGCAAAUACCUAAUGCAACCGGCGUGCGGCGAGGAUAACUCAUCUACGAAUCCGCUACUCCGCGACAUAUGGGAAGGUACCAGAUCCAAGACACACAUGAGAA
Molecule: messenger RNA, 1102 nt
Organism: Thermothelomyces thermophilus ATCC 42464
Lineage: Eukaryota; Fungi; Ascomycota; Sordariomycetes; Sordariales; Chaetomiaceae
Exons: 1
Coding region: 134-769 (211 amino acids)
Biological process (GO): maturation of 5.8S rRNA from tricistronic rRNA transcript (SSU-rRNA, 5.8S rRNA, LSU-rRNA); nuclear-transcribed mRNA catabolic process, RNase MRP-dependent
Cellular component (GO): ribonuclease MRP complex
Molecular function (GO): rRNA primary transcript binding
Source: RefSeq, a predicted model, not a curated record